CAAGAGGAAACGGAUGUGACUUGAAGUUGCAGCCGGAAGUUGUAGAAUCCACAGCACGACAAGGGAGUCAAAGAGCAGAGAGAUCAGCUUUUUUGGCACAAUGGGUCGUCACUUCGGAGAUUUGGCCAAGAUAAGGCAUGUGAUCACCUACACUAUCUCUCCCUUUGAGCAGAGGGCUUUCCCAAACUACUUUUCUAAGGGAAUCCCAAAUGUUUGGAGACGAUUCAAAACAUCUGUAUUCAAGGUUGCACCACCUAUGGUUCUGAUGUACCUGACCUACACAUGGGGCAAUCGUGUUCACGAACAGACCAAAAGAAAGAACCCUGCCGACUAUGAGAAUGACAAGUGAAAUCGUUGCCUGAGGAUGUCAAUGUGUAUCUUGUUUCUGUUCAAUAGAGGAAAUAUUUAUGGGAAAAAUGGAUUUCUGACUUGUUGCCAAUUAAUCACUUUAAUUCAGUUUAGCUCUUUAAUAAAGUACCUUAAUAAGAUGCUUCACUCAGAUUUAUCCUCUGAUUUAUUGUGUUCAUAAUAAGUAUUUGAAAAACAGGUGUCUUCUGGCAAGUGUUUGUUUUGCUCCUGCUACUGUAUACCAUGUGAAGGGAAGAUUUAUUGUUUUUUUAUAGAGAUUUAUUUUUAUUUUGAAGAACUGUUGAGGUUUUAUAUGUGAUCAUGAAAGUUAGAUGAACACUAUUAUGAGAAAGUCUGCUGUCUAACAUGUAAAUAUUUCUCACAUUUAACGAAUUUCAAUAAAAUAUUUGUAGUGGUCA
Molecule: messenger RNA, 767 nt
Organism: Carassius auratus (goldfish)
Lineage: Eukaryota; Metazoa; Chordata; Actinopteri; Cypriniformes; Cyprinidae
Product: cytochrome b-c1 complex subunit 8-like
Exons: 3
Coding region: 101-349 (82 amino acids)
Biological process (GO): mitochondrial electron transport, ubiquinol to cytochrome c
Cellular component (GO): respiratory chain complex III
Source: RefSeq, a predicted model, not a curated record